Molecule: messenger RNA, 1722 nt
Organism: Blepharisma stoltei
Lineage: Eukaryota; Ciliophora; Heterotrichea; Heterotrichida; Blepharismidae
Source: the annotation of a GenBank genome assembly
AUGGAAGAUCAGUGCGCAACUCCAACUCGUGACUCGGUCAAAUCAAACCCUUCGUCAGAGCCUUCUAAAGUAUCUACUCCUAUGAGCUCUGGACAGCCAAAGCCUAGGCUUUCAAAAAGACGAUAUACUCCGUCUGAUUCGCCGGUAUCGCCGCAUGAAGGGUUCAGGACAUCAAUAUUAGUGCUUAAUUCUUUGGAGGAAAAUUCAAGACCACAUAGCAAACUUUUAAAAUUCAUGCAGCAAAGACCAGGAGAAGAAAAACCAAGACAAGUGAUGCUGCCUUUAUUUUUCCACAAAAAGUCUGAGAGGAUUCACAAAAGACAAGCUAGUUUGACGAUGCCUACACAGCCUUCAACUUUUAAUCAAAUUUUUGAAAAUGUUAUGCUAUAUUAGCUAUUUUUUUAUUUUCUGCUAAUAGGACAAUUUUAGGUUGAAAUAUAAAAUUUUUGAUAUAGCCAAAAGAUUAAUAUGCUCAAUUGAGAAUAACCCUUUUCAAAAAUCAAAUUUGAAAAGGGUAAAUUCGGCGGGCAAAAGGAAAACAGUUUCAUUUUGCAGUGACCUAGAUAACUUUACAGCUAUUGAUAGGUUUGCAUCUGCAGGGCAUAGUCCUGAGCAAAGUGUGGUAGAUUCCAUAGUUUUCACUGGAAGCCAAGACCCAGAUAUAUUAGUGGACAGUUUGGAGGUAAAUGACCACAGAAUGGAAAAAAGAGACAAAGGAAGCAUUGGGACCUUUACAACAGCUCAAAGCUCAUUUGCGGAAUCAAAAACCCAAGAUCAUUCUCAUGACAAUUUGAAAAAGAAAUUUGAUGACUGCGAAAUUUAUAUAGGAAAUCUCCCUAAAGAAGAAUCUAAAAGUAUCCCAACCACAUGUGCAGGAACCUUAUGCACUCAGACUAAUCAGGAAAAUAAUGAUGAAGUUCCUGAGUUCUUUUCAGAAAGAAUUGAUUUUGAAUACGAAAAUGAGGUAAAGUCAAGUGUUUUGAACAUCCCAGAAUUUUCAGAAUAUCCUACUAUUGGGUAUUGCAGAAAUUGCUCUAACCCAAUUUGAUUAUUUUUUGUUUAUUAUUAAUAGGUGUAUAACUUAAAAUAUUUUAUAGAAAUUUUUAUUAUUUAAUUUUUAAGAAAGUUUAGAUUUUUAAAUGAUUAUAAGUAGAUAAAAUUAUAAAAUAAUCAAAGACUUAUAUCGAAUAUUUAAUUUAAAAACCUCAAGAUAUAUUAAUCACCAUUAGUUGAGAUAUAACUUAAUCGUUAUUUGCAGAUUUUUGAACUUUACCACCUAAGUGUGGAAUUUUUUUCCGCGUGUGUGAAAAAAAGGAUCCCACAUGUGAAAUCAAAAGGACUCCACACGUGAAAUCACCUUUUCACACGCGAAAAAACUCCACACUUAGGUGGUAAAGUUCAAAAAUCUGCAAAUAACGAUAAAAUAUUUUUGUUAAUUUUUUCUAAUUACUAUAAAAUCAAUUGAAAAAAAGUUGUUUUAGUAAAUUUUGUUCGUUAUUAAUAGUGCUUAAGGAUAGAUAAAACGGUUUCGCUCAUUAUUAAAAUGGCGGGAGUAAGGAAACAGUAACAAUAGUGGAGUAUGAAAAAAUAAAAGGUAAAGGAUUUUUUGAAAAAAUUGAAUCAUUAAUGUGUUUCUGCGUCCCUGCUUGGAUGUAUAAAAGUCAUUACUUUGUGCAUAAAUGCCCAACUUGUGCAGAAGAAAUAGCUAGAGUUAUUGCAUAA